GACAAUCUCGCUGUUCCCAGUGACUCCUCGUUGGGCUCGCUGACAACCUCAUGUUGGGUGUCAACAAGGGUUUGUUGCCUGUUUGGCGAAUUUGAUUCGUAAUCGCGCUUUAAUUCAUAAAGGCCAGCAUAUGCCACUUUUCAAGCCAAACGUGCCACAUUUCCAUCAAAUUUGAAAAUCUUUUCGAAUUUCCAUCAUUCGGCUGUGGUAGUCAAUCGUCAAGCUAGUGCGUGGCGUGUGGUUAGAUUGAGCCAUGUCUCAGGAAUGGGAUGUAGCGCCUGCUGCAGUUGUGACAGACUUUGUCGAGCGCGUCUUGCAUCUUGCUCACAUGGCAAUUGUGAAAAACAUCACCCGCCCAACAACGUACCGCUCAACACCCCGCCAAAUCUGUCCGCGGUGCAUUCCUGACUGCCCUGGAAGGCUUACUCCUGGCGACGACCCUGUCGCUAAACUGGGAGGGCCUCGCUGCGAUUCCCGGUUCGGCAUCACCUUCAGAUCCUACCUAGGCGGAUUGUAUGUCUUGUCUCUGCUGCCGUCCACCGGCCUUGAGCAUGCCGGAAAGGUUACUCGCUAUCAUUCGGCUGCACUCUAUGCUAUUUUCUUGCUCUUGUCCGCCGUAACCAGUGGUGCUGAUUCCAUCGCUACCAAUGUAUCAUUAUCUCUGCUCAUCACUGCGUUGCUUUCGCCGCGCCCGCACCAGAAGGAUGGCCCUCCUGAGUUGGACGCGACGGGUGAAUCUCAGUCCAGCAUUUUGGUCUUUGGUCGUUUGCCUGGCUAG
This is a messenger RNA of Podospora bellae-mahoneyi, 778 nucleotides long. RefSeq lists its product as uncharacterized. Lineage: Eukaryota; Fungi; Ascomycota; Sordariomycetes; Sordariales; Podosporaceae. The coding region runs from base 254 to 778 and encodes 174 amino acids. The record is from RefSeq and is a predicted model, not a curated record. The transcript has 3 exons.